UGACUCUUGCAAUUUUGCUGUUUCGAAACUGUUUCGAAAAUGCAAACAUUUAUCGUAAUCGAAUCGAAUCAAAUUCAGACAGCUUUAGCGGAUAUUUGAAGACUGCAUUGUCAUCAGGAGUCAAGUAAAAUUUUGUUAUUAAAUAUUAUAUAGUAAUGGCAAUUCAAGACGUCGAUGUUGAAAUGACUUCAGAAGAUGCAGAUAAUGCAGCUGAGAAAGAAAAGGCUCCCAAAGUUGACCUCGAAGCUUUAUCACUGGCUGAUAUAAAGGAGCACCUGGUUUUCAUAGAAAAAUCUGUCAACUCAAAAGAACCAAGAUUCAUUCUUAGAGUUGUAAGAGCUCUUGUGUCCAUCAGGAAGCGCUUAACACCAAAAAUUUUGCGUAAAGUUGUUACUCAUUUUUAUGUUCAUUCUUCUCAACAAAAAGAUGUAUUGCUUGCUUUCAUUGAUGAGCCUAUGGAUAUGGAUACAAAUGGUAACAAAGCACCAACCAGAAUAAAGAAUGCUAAAUCCAGUCUGCAGCCAUUAUUGCCUGAACAAGAUAUUUAUAUACAUCUCCUUGUUCUACUUCAUCUCAUUGAUGCAGAUCAAGCUCAGUCUGCUGUUAAUUGUGCCGAUCUAUUAAUGAAAAAAGUGUGUGCUCAACCUCAACGAACAGUAGAUCUGAUUGCAGCAAAAUGUUAUUUCUUCUUAUCCAGGAGUUAUGAACUCUCAGGCAGAUUAGCCGAUAUAAGAAGCUUUCUUCACAGCCGCCUUAGAAGUGCUGUUUUACGAAAUGACUAUGAAGGCCAGGCUGUUCUUCUGAAUUGUUUAUUACGCAAUUAUUUACACUAUAAUUUAUAUGAGCAAGCCUCUAAACUAGCAUCAAAAUCUGUAUUUCCAGAAAUGGCUUCUGAUAAUGAGUGGGCUAGGUUCUUAUACUACCUUGGUCGCAUAAAAGCUAUUCAAUUAGAUUAUUCUGAAGCCCAUAAAAAUUUACUACAAGCAAUCAGAAAAGCUCCAGAGACAUCUGCUGUUGGAUUCAGGCAAACAGUUUACAAAUUGGCAAUAACUGUAGAAUUAUUGCUUGGUGAUAUACCUGACAGGUCUUUGUUUCGCCAACCUCAAUUAAGAAAAUCCUUGGCACCUUAUUAUAAAUUAACUCAGGCUGUUAAAGCUGGGAACCUAAACAUGUUUAAUGAAGUUCUGGAGAGCUUAGGCCCUCAAUUCCAGAAGGAUCACACUUAUACUCUCAUUCUGAGGUUAAGACAUAAUGUAAUAAAAACGGGUAUUCGCAUGAUCAGCCUGUCAUAUUCUCGCAUCUCUUUGUCAGAGAUUGCACAAAAGUUGACGUUAGGAAGCUCUGAAGAUGUUGAAUUCAUUGUAGCUAAGGCCAUCCGUGAUGGUGUGAUUGAAGCUACCAUAAAUCAUGCGCAAGGCUAUAUGCAAUCUAAACAAACUGUGGAUGUUUACAGUACUGGUGAACCUUUAGCUGCCUUUCAUAAAAGGAUAAGUUUCUGCCUGGAUAUUCACAAUAAAUCUGUCAAGACUAUGAGAUUUCCUCCUAAAUCAUUUCAUAAAGAUCUUGAAACUGCAGAAAAAAAACCAACUAUUAUAAGGUGGAGAAAAAGAUUUUUUUACUGAAAGUGAUGGACUUUGUUUUUCAAGCUUGCAAUUGUUUUAAUUAGUUUCCUGUUUACUUGCAAUUUGUUUUUUAAAUUAAAUGUUCCAUAUUUUGUAAAUAAAGCUUUGUUAAAUAGCAUAGUCACAGUUUUGUUACUUUACUUGGCUUUGUUAUUUUUUCCCCUGUUCUUUUUAUGGAAACAAAUUUUUAUGCAUUAGUUAUGAAUUCGUAUUGUUUUAGAAUUCUCUUUAAAAAAAAACAACCUGUUUUUUAACCAUUAAUUUCUUUACUCAUUAGUGGUUAAUAAGUUAUUGUAACCUGCUAAUUGUUUGGUAUGGAAUUAAAGUAUUUUGAAAUAUUG
This is a messenger RNA of Parasteatoda tepidariorum (common house spider), 1963 nucleotides long. It is a transcript of the gene Rpn3, whose product is annotated as regulatory particle non-ATPase 3. Gene Ontology annotation, molecular function: enzyme regulator activity; protein binding. Gene Ontology annotation, cellular component: proteasome complex; proteasome regulatory particle, lid subcomplex. Gene Ontology annotation, biological process: regulation of protein catabolic process; ubiquitin-dependent protein catabolic process. The record is from RefSeq and is a predicted model, not a curated record. Lineage: Eukaryota; Metazoa; Arthropoda; Arachnida; Araneae; Theridiidae.